GGAUAGAUCAUGCAAUCAAGAACAAAAUAUUCAAUCAGAUACCUACUUUCCCUUCUGGUGUUUAAGUUCUUCUAGAAAUAAACUCAAUAUCUCUACAGGAUAAACAAAAAAAACAACUAAAGAAAAAUGUACUGUCUAAAAAAAAGCUUUAGGUGAGUUUGCUUCAACAUGAAACAAUGGAUGCCCAAAAAAAAAAGCCUAACGUUGCUUGUUAAAGCAACCAGAUACUAAUCAACAUUUUCUAUGUUAUUUUUCUUUCUAUUAUAUUUACUUCACCAAUCACCACCAUACCUUCCCUCACUCUUCUUCCAAGUUAAGUUAAUAAACAAAAUUACAGAGAGGAAGAAGAGUGGUGCAAAAUGGAGGAGUUCGUGGUUGAGAGUCUUCUUAGCGGUAACAGAGAGGCUCAAAUAGAAGCAGCUAUAGAGCUGAGUAAUCUAAGCAAGAGGCAAAGACAAAAAAUGGCAGAAAGAGAAAUCAUCAUUCCUUUACUCUCAAUGUUACAAUAUCAAGACUGCAUCACAACAGAAGUCGCUCUAUCUGCAUUGCUCAGCCUUGCAUUUGGCAGUGAAAGGAACAAAGUAAGAAUUGUGAAAUCUGGCGCAGUACCAAUGUUGCUAGAGAUACUCCAGUCAGAAACGAAGAUGGUAAUAGUUGAACUGGCCAUGGCGUUUCUCCUGAUCCUCUCUUCCUGUAACAAAAACAAGGUCAAGAUAGCGUCGACCAGGUUGGUUCAGAUUCUAGUUGGGCUAAUUGGGCUCGAAACGCUAACGACUCAGGCCAAGCUUGAUGGCAUAGCAACACUACACAAUCUAUCGACACUCCAUCAGAUUGUUCCACUCGUCAUAGCUUGUGGAGCACCGUAUGCUUUGCUUCAAGUCAUGAACUUUUGCGAUAAAUCCUCUGAAUUGGCUGAAAAGGCGGCAUCUUUGCUGGAGAACAUAAUCUCUGAAUCACCAGAAUCGAUUUGCAGCAUCAGUGGAGCGAUUGGGGUUCUGGUGGAAGCCAUUGAAGAAGGGUCAGCACAGUGUAAAGAGCACGCCGUAGGAAUAUUGCUCGGUGUGUGCAACUUGGACAGAGAGACGAACAGAGGAAUGAUACUGAGAGAAGGAGUGAUGCCCGGAUUGCUUCAAGUGAGCGUAGAUGGGACAAGGAGGGCUAAAGAAAUGGCUAGAGAGCUGCUGCUUCUGUUGAGGGAGUGCUGUUCUGGGUAUGUCAUCAAAAACAAACAGAGAAAGAUUGAGAUUGUUGAGAAAAUUAUGCGGGAGAUUGAUCAAGAAGGCGAGCGAAUACCAGGAACCAUGUUGAAGUUGGUAGAAGAGAUGAUUUCCAAACUCAGCACAUAGUCUUGUGCUUCGAUUUCCAGGC
Messenger RNA from Eutrema salsugineum, 1368 nucleotides. RefSeq names its product U-box domain-containing protein 3. Gene Ontology annotation, molecular function: protein binding. NCBI's taxonomy places the organism in Eukaryota, Viridiplantae, Streptophyta, Magnoliopsida, Brassicales, Brassicaceae. Gene Ontology annotation, cellular component: nucleus; cytoplasm. The coding region runs from base 360 to 1346 and encodes 328 amino acids. The transcript is spliced from 2 exons. The record is from RefSeq and is a predicted model, not a curated record.